AUGGCGCAAGAAGCAGGUAGCGCGGACGGCCCCUCGGAAGUCGACGUCCUCAUAGUUGGAGCAGGCCCGGCAGGGCUCAUGAUGGCAAAUUGGAUGAGCCGAUGUGGUAUCAGGACGAGGAUCGUGGACAAACGAGGGACCAAGAUAUACAAUGGUCAGGCAGAUGGACUCCAGUGCCGUACACUGGAGAUAUUCGACAGUUUCGACUUUGGGCACCGUGCUUGGAUAGAAUCGAACCACAUGCUGGAGAUCUGUUUGUGGAAUCCCGACGCGAAGACAGGAAUCAUUCAUCGCUCCGACCGCAUCCCCGAUACCAUUCCCAAUAUUUCGAGAUUUCAGCAAGUCGUUCUACAUCAAGGUCGCAUCGAGCGGUUUUUCCUGGACUCUAUCUCGGAAAACUCCAAGAGGACGCUGAAAGAUGUCCCAGGCUGGGAGGAUGGCAUUAAAGUUGAACACGGCGUGCUCCCGACUUCUCUCGAAUUUGACGAGACCCUGGCUGAAAACACGGAUGCCUAUCCAAUCACUGUGAAGCUUCGGCAUCUGAGCGAGGAGGAGGCAACGCCCAAGCAGUCUGCUACAAGCCUGAACGGCUCCGGAUUGCAGGACGGGCUGUUUCGGAGCAACCUCUCCUCUGACGAUACCCAGGAACUGCUUGACAAGACGAAGCUACUGCAAGCAAAGGCAGGAAGGGAGGAAACGGUGAAGGCGAAGUAUAUGCUCGGCGCGGAUGGUGCCCACAGCUGGGUUAGAAAUCAACUCGGCUUCAAGCUCCAGGGAGAGAGUACUGAUUACAUUUGGGGAGUCCUUGACAUCGUACCUAUCACGGACUUUCCUGACAUCCGAAUGAGGUGCGCUAUCCACAGCGAGAGCAGUGGGAGCGUCAUGGUCAUCCCGAGAGAGAACAAGUUGGUACGAUUAUACAUCCAACUAACGACAACCGAGAAUGCCGGCGGUGGCCAGAAGGCGGACCGGAGCAAGAUCAACCCAGAGUCGAUCCUUGCAAGCGCCCAGAGAAUCUUGAGACCAUACAAGAUCACUUAUCGCUACUGCGAUUGGUGGACAGCGUACCAGAUUGGCCAGCGGGUAGGCGACAGCUUCAGUCUCAAGGAGCGAAUAUUCCUGGCAGGUGACGCCGUGCAUACUCACAGUCCGAAGGCUGGUCAAGGUAUGAACGUGAGCAUGCAGGACGCUUUCAACCUAGGCUGGAAAGUCGCGAGCGUCGUCAACGGCACCAGCAACCGCUCCAUCCUCAAGACCUACCAAUCGGAACGCCGCAGAAUAGCCCAAGACUUGAUCGACUUCGACCACCGGUUCUCGCGGCUCUUCUCCGGCCGACCUGCCAAAGACGUCCUCGACGAGGAAGGGAUCUCCAUGGACGAGUUCAAGCGCGCGUUCGAAAAGGGCAAUCUCUUUGCCAGCGGCGUGGCCGUCGACUAUGGCGCCAGCAUCGUUGUCGCCAAGUCCGGGGACAGCACGAAGCAAGGCGAUGGCACAGAAGUCCUCGGCGCGGAGAAGUUGCGGGUCAUCAGCAACCAGGGUCUGGCGGCGGAGAUCAAGGUUGGUAUGAGAAUGCCGUCCUUCAAAGUCCUCAACCAAGCCGAUGCACGACCGUGGCACUUCCAGGAAUUGCUGAAGAGCAACGGCACGUGGCGCGUCGUCGUCUUUGCAGGCAAUAUCAAGAUCCCAGACCAGAUGGCCAAAAUCAACAGGUUGGGCGAAAAGCUCUCCUCUUCAGCAUCCUUCUUGACCCGCUUCACGCCGCCCAACAAGCGGUACGACUCCGUCUUCGAACUCCUCUCGGUGCACUCGGCCCCUCGGCAGGAAGUCACCAUCUUCGACUUCCCGCCUGUCUUCCAUCCUUGGGACGACAAUGACGGCUGGGAUUACUGGAAGAUCUUUGUCGAUGAUGUCUCUUACCAUGAAGGGUAUGGCGACGCGUACAACAAUUACGGCGUCAACAAGGAGAAAGGCUGUGCUGUUAUUCUCCGGCCGGAUCAGUAUGUCAGUUGGGUCGGGGAGGUGGAUGACUACGAGAGCAUGGAAAAAUUCUUCAGUGGAUUCAUGGUUGAGCAGCCAGGUGGACGGGAUCGCGUGGGAGUGAAUGGGUGGGAGGGAAUGUCUCGCGAGAUCAAUAGCAUCGCAUUGCCAGCCACGGAUGAGGCUGUCGUAGGGACGGCUGCCGCGUGA
Molecule: messenger RNA, 2187 nt
Organism: Cladophialophora yegresii CBS 114405
Lineage: Eukaryota; Fungi; Ascomycota; Eurotiomycetes; Chaetothyriales; Herpotrichiellaceae
Product: phenol 2-monooxygenase
Exons: 4
Coding region: 1-2187 (728 amino acids)
Molecular function (GO): FAD binding
Source: RefSeq, a predicted model, not a curated record